AUGGAGCUCAAGAAGCGCCUCAACUUUGGCAGCUUGAUGCGCAAACGGUCUUCCCAGGAUGUCAAUAUCGAUCCAAAUGCUGACACGCCCGAGGCCAAUGCCACCAGGGGAGUGAUGCUCUUCUGCGAAUCUGGUGCCGCCAACUCGGGCGAAGAAGUCCUCCACCUGCCUACCAUCGUCGAGUCCGCCGUCGCAAGCCCGAGCGCUGCAUCAGCCGCCGCCAGACAGAUCCGCAUCUUCCUCUCCAAAGAAAACUACGCCCGCCCUCAUGUCCAGUACAAUGCCAUUAUGCUCAUCAGAAUCUUGGCCGACAAUCCGGGCCCUUCUUUUACCAAGAACCUCGACAAGCAGUUCGCCGAUACAGUCAAGUCCCUACUCCGCAAUGGUCAAGACCCAAGUGUAGCGCAGAUUGUCAAGGAGACACUGGAUUCCAUGGAGCGAGAAAAGGGAUAUGACACCAACCUAAACACGCUGUUCACCAUGUACAAGAAGGAGAAGGGCCUUAUGGCUGUUGCCGCAAAGCAGUUCGGCCCCCGGAAGCUCAAUGCGCCAGGUUGGUCAGGGUCCCAGAACGUACAGGGCGGCUUCAGUUCAGGGCACAGGUCGUCGUCUAAGACAUUGCCGCCACCAGCAGAGCUUGCAGGUCGCAUUGAGGAAGCGCGCACAUCGGCCAAGCUUCUCUUACAGCUUGUCCAGUCCACACCAGCAAAUGAACUACUUGGUAACGAACUGGUCAAGGAGUUCGCUGAGCGCUGCACGACCGCCCAGCGUAGCAUACACGGCUACAUCGCAUGCGACAAUCCGGCACCCGAUGAUGAUACUAUGCUCACGUUGAUCGAAACCAACGAGCAGCUCUCCCUCGCUGCUUCCAAGCAUCAGCGCGCCAUUCUCCAGGCCCGUCGGUUCAUGGGUGCCUCGCCGUCUCCACCAGUGCAGAAUGGAAACGCCAUGCCGCCGCCGCCACCAAAUGGUAACACUAGUCCAGCUGGUGUGCCUACACACAGCGAUGCGCCUUCGAUACCCUCCAUGAACUUUGGAACGAUGCAGCCCACCCAACCGGCUGGCACAACAUCUACCAACUAUGGAAGCGACGAAAACAAUCUUCCUCCGUCACUGCAGGCCGCACCGAAUCGUACACAACCGAGUGCACAAGAAGAGAACCCGUUCGCUGAUCACUAUACGACUACAUACACACCUCCAGCGCACCAGAACUCGUCAUCGGCCAACGAUUAUGGUGGCCCACCAGAUCCUUACCAUCCAGGCUUUCAAUCAACUCCGUCGUAUCUGGGUCGGCAAGAGAGCUCUGCAAACAACUUGACCAUGCACGGUGCGCAACCACCGAUUCAGGAAGAAGACGAACACAUGCGACCGCGCAUUGAACGCCCACGGACGCCUGAGCUCAACGUGCCUCAGCAACAGGCCCACGACGUUUCGCCCGUCGCUGAACGUAAUACCGUCACGUACAGAUACUAG
Messenger RNA from Alternaria arborescens, 1473 nucleotides. RefSeq lists its product as hypothetical. The coding region runs from base 1 to 1473 and encodes 490 amino acids. NCBI's taxonomy places the organism in Eukaryota, Fungi, Ascomycota, Dothideomycetes, Pleosporales, Pleosporaceae. Gene Ontology annotation, molecular function: ubiquitin binding; phosphatidylinositol binding. The transcript is spliced from 4 exons. The record is from RefSeq and is a predicted model, not a curated record.